CGAUUCUUUUCUGUUCCUUUUGCGCGCAUUUCUUUACGACGUCACGACCUCUAUGGCCUCUUCCAAGAUACCCUCGACUUUAAUAAACAUAUAGCUUGUAAUUCCGGGUCUGACGUUUGUUUGUCGAGCCCGAGCUCAAGCCCAAGCCCCAAGCCCCAAGCCCGACCCUGAUACACCUACACUCAAUUCUUGCCUGGCCGCACUUGCGAGACGUAUACAACUCUUUAAAACAUCUAGAUCAUUGCCAUGGAUCAACCUCCGCCGCCGCCGCCUCACGGCCAUAAUCCUAGAUCGACAAACGGCAAUCCCAACCCAAAUACAAAUCCUAAUCCCAACCCCAAUUUGCCUCCCGGCAAAUAUGAUAUAUUCAUUAUUCCGCCACAUUCGUCGGGGUCAGGUUUCCUGUACCUGCCAUCGAUGAAACCGAACCUGAACAGCUUUGCGGCAGGAUUUGCUAGUGCUUUGGUGCUAGUUGUUCUUUGCCAAAGCUUGGGCCCUGUCGUUCGAGUGUGGUACAGUGGGUUUCAAGGAUUGGGAAACAUGGGAAUGUCGUUGUUAAUGAUUGGGGUUGGUGUCGGAGCAUGGUCCUUGGGAAGAACCCAGCAGGGAGCUGGCCCGUGGUCUGGGGGUGGUGGCCCUGGGAACACUUACGGUGGAUAUGGCCCUCCCCCGGGAACUGGAGGGUAUCCCGGUGCCCCUCCCCCAGGUCCUGGCUUUUCCAGCGGCCCUCCCCCAAAUGACGAUAUACCUCCGCCGCCACCUCCUCAUGGCGCACCUCCUCCUCCUCGGCAUGGGCCAAUGCCUGGUACGCCAGGGGGAGAAGGAUCGAAACAAUCGUGGCAACAACGCCCGCAAGCUGCUGAGUUCAAUGAACAGCCCCGACAACCUCCUUCAGAACAUCGCCAGCAGACUCGUCCGGAAACUCCUCGAGAACGUCCACGCGAGCAUCCACGAGAACGCCCACGAGAACGCCCGCAAGAACAAUCGCGAGAACAGCCGCGAGAACAGCCGCGAGAAACUUCUCGAGAGCAACCCCGAGAGCCUCCACAUGAUGUCCACAAGGAAGUGUCGAAAGAAAGUCCUAGAAAGGUUCCUAAAAAGAAGGCUCCAAAGGAAGCUCCAAAGGAAUCGCUGAAGCAAAGUCAUAAAGAGCCAACCAAGGAACACCCAAAGGAUCCCCCUAAGGAACCUCCUAAGGAACCUCCUAGGGAAUCUCCCAAGGAAUCUCCCAAGGAAUCUCCCAAGGAACCGCGCAAGGAACCGCGCAAGGAGCCUCGUAAGGAGCCUCGUAAAGAAUCUCGAAAAGAGCCCUUAAAAGAAACAUCUCGGCAAACGAUCAAGGAAACUAUCAGAGAAACUCUUAAGGAGACCAUGAAGGAGGCCUUCAAGGAGCCCUCCCCCACAAUGCCACCCACAAUGCCUCCCACGAUGCCUCCCACUGAGCCACCGACCGAGUCUCCCACCAAGUCUCCCACCAAGUCUCCCACCAAGGCUUCUAAACUGCCUCUCAGAGAACCCUCCAAAGAACCUCCCAAAGAGCCUUCUGCAGAAACUCCCAAGACUCCCAUGACCCCCAAAGAAACCCCCCAGGAUUCUCCGAAAGAACCUCCCAAAGACCUACAUAAAAGCGUAUGGGAGAAGGCCAGAGAGGCAACUCGGCGGAAAGAGGAGGAACGUAAAGCACAAGAGGCUGCACAAAAAGCUAAGGAGGAACAACAACGUAGGAGAGAAGAGGUAGCCCGAAAAUUGAAGGAACUGCGCGAGAAAGAGGCUCUUGAACGUGCCAAGCGUGAACAAGAAGCCAAAGAUAGGCAGGAACGCGAUAUUCGUGAGAGAGAGCAACGGGAAGCCGAGCAACGUGAACGAGAGCGGAAAGAGAAGGAGGAGCGGGAAAAGGAACAAAGAGCAAAUCGAAUCCGGGAAGCUCGGGAGCGGGAGCUUCGUGAAAGCCUUGCGCGUGAGAGGGCGCUCAGAGAGCAGCUUGAGAAGGAGGUCAAAGAGAAGGAGGCAAUACGGGCCAAAGAGGCGGCUGAAGCAGCUAAGCUGAUGGAGGAGGCGGCAAGAUCGAGAGAGGCUGACAUUGCCAAGCGCCUUAAAGAAGCAGAGGAUGCCCGAAAGAAGGAAGAAGAGGCUGCCAAACAGAGAGAGGCAGAUGUUCUUCGGCAGAGGCUAUUGGAAGCUGCCCGACAGAGAGAAGUUGAAGCUGCCCGACAAAGGGAAGAGGACGCAGCGAGACGAAGGGAGGCCGAAGAAACCAAGUCACGGGAGGCGGAGAUAGCAAGGCUGAACGAAGCUAGCAGGAGCGGUGCCUAUGCUUACUCGUCAGUGGGUGAGAAAACCAAUCCUUGGCCGAACGGGAGACCUUUCGUUCAAUCUCCAUCUCCCCCUCCCUCUCGACCAAGCCCCAGCACCACGUCGAGUAGGCCCAGUGCUACUACUAGCAAGCCUAGUACUCCUUCGACCAGACGACCCCCAGCACCGAGUACCCAGGCCCCCAGCGCCACUGGCACUUACGAUGAAGAAGGUUACUCAUACCGCCCAUACGACACACCAAAGAGCCAAACGCAUAGCCGAAAACGGUCUGGCGGUACUACUUUCACAGAGUCAUCAUACGCGCCAUCUCAAUCCACUUCGCGGACUACACCACCCCCGUCCGAACGCCCCCCAUACGAGUGCAAAGACGAGGGCAAAAUCGUGAUCAAGGCUGUGUACAAUUUCCUCAAUCAAUUCUCCAAGACUCCAGCUUCUCAGCUCAUAUCUGGCGUGUCACCAGUUACGGAUGGGCUCAUUCUCCGCAUGACAUCUGCUGGUAUCUUUAUCGACGAUGAUAUUCGGCAUGAGCCACAACGUGACUGGGAUUUCAAAGCCUGGACGCUUAGGACGAUAGAAAUAUGGUGCCCAUCUCAUUGCGUUGCUGAGACUGCCCCCAAACCAGUUCCCAAGGCUCAUCGCUUUCGCUCGGCAAUCCGCGGCCAGCCUACGACGCUGACUGGUGAUGAAGCCACGGCUUGUAUUGCGGAUCUUAGGAAUUCGUGUAAAGAUGUGUGCCGUCUUGCACCUCAUGGAAGACGUGGACCCACGUCAUCAUAUCUCGGCAAUUCUGAUCACCAGGGCUUACACUUGCUCCGUGCCACAAUUAGGGACCAAGAAGGUCGAAGUCAUUUGUUCGUGAUCAGUGAAGAGGAGAGUUGGAAGAUGGCGAAGGGCCUUAGAGAUCUGUUCUCUGGUACACAGCAUCGACAGCUCGGCAUCCAGUGCAUGUCGAAAGCUGAGGCCCAAACCAUUCUGGAGACGCUUGGUUGGUGAGUUGACGAUGAAGUCUUUUUGAUUAUGGAGAAAGAUAGACGUGUUUGGGAUAUCUCUUGGGGUAUUUGUAUUGGACGACUGGAAUGUUGCAACCCAUGCCGCAUUCCAACGAUCAUACUUGCCAAACUUCUCACUUCCUUGGCUA
This is a messenger RNA of Hypoxylon fragiforme, 3451 nucleotides long. RefSeq lists its product as uncharacterized. Lineage: Eukaryota; Fungi; Ascomycota; Sordariomycetes; Xylariales; Hypoxylaceae. The record is from RefSeq and is a predicted model, not a curated record. The transcript has 2 exons. The coding region runs from base 247 to 3306 and encodes 1019 amino acids.